Messenger RNA from Brassica napus (rape), 2068 nucleotides. RefSeq lists its product as uncharacterized. NCBI's taxonomy places the organism in Eukaryota, Viridiplantae, Streptophyta, Magnoliopsida, Brassicales, Brassicaceae. The coding region runs from base 1038 to 1505 and encodes 155 amino acids. The transcript has a single exon. The record is from RefSeq and is a predicted model, not a curated record. Gene Ontology annotation, molecular function: calcium ion binding.
CACAUCUAAGGCGAUCGAUACAAAUGUCUUUGUACUCGAGGAGUAAUCUGCGAUAGUAUAAACGUCUUUAUGCUCCCGUGAUCUCCGCAAAACUCUACAACUUUAAUUUGAACCUUGUUAACACGAGAUAUUAGAGAUUGUAUUCAUGUAUAUUGUCGAGCUUCAAGCUUCUACGUUUGAUAAUUAUUUGGUCUCUACAAACAGAGCUAGUUGUUGAAUCUAAAGUCUGCAUAUCUACAAGUUAUAAGAAUUUGAUGAUACCUUUAAGAAAUAUCCUCUUAAUAAAGUAAGAAUCAGGCGAUUACAAGGAAACUAUGUCGUGGAAAUGAUGUAUAUAAAAUCAUAUGUAUAGUUAAACCAUACAAAAGACUGUUUGCCAACGUAUCUCUUGAGUAUGGAGGAAUUCGAUCGUCAAAAAUUCAAAUGUUUGAUCGGAAUGAUGAGGUCCAACAUAAUUAGGUCCCCGAGAUGAAGAGCUUAUGAGAGAAUUAAAUCUUCUCUGAAAGCAUCAGAUGCUCUUUUACCUUGAUAUGCAUCCAUAUACUUAUACAUCUUUUAUGCCAGCCUUAUUUCCCUUUCAUCUUGAGAUCGGUUAGUGUUUUCUUUUUUUUUUCCUCCAGAUUACCCUUUUAUAAUCAACUAUUUUUUCUUUUUUUACGAGUUGCUGGGAUUUUAAGUGAGUUAAGCUUAAUAUAUGAAAAGAUUCAGUGAGGAAGUAAUAUACAACUCACUCAAUUCUAAUGAAUUCUUACAACUAAUCUAGAAUUCAAUAAAAGCUUACAGUUGGUUUAUUGAACUUCAAUGUAGACGUGUUUAGCAUAAUAAAGGACAUUUUUUUUUAACAACAUUCUAUUAGUUAAUAGAGUUUACAUGGUCUUGAUGUAACAAAUGAGAAAUAGUAUUUGGUAAAGACGUUGACAAUCGGCCUAAGCAAAAGUCUCCUCUUCAUAACAUCCACAAGAGAUUUUUCCUUUUUGAAAAACAAAUCCACAAGAGAUUCUUCAUUCAUUUUAUCUUUUUCAACAACCUUCUCAACAAUGCAAGAGCUCAAUGAAGCGGCAAUUGCUUAUUACAACAACGGCUCCACGGAUCAACAGAAUUUGGCAUGGCAGUUUUUCCUUUCAAUGGACGGUGACGGUAAUGGCCGUGUCAGCUUUCAAGAGUAUACCGACUUCUUGUGUAGAACCACCGGUUUAGCUUGGGUCCGUCGCGAGAUGUUUCAGGAGCUCGACCGAAACAGAGACGGCCAGCUUGACUUCUGGGAGGUCUUGACGCUUUACUAUGUGGCUCGGACGCGGACCAUCGGUUGCCGCACGUGCCUCCAGCCUCUCAUUGGUUUGUACUUUACGUGUGUAACGUGCUUUGAAUCGCAAUGUGUUUGCGACACGUUUGAUCUCUGCGUCAACUGUUAUAUGCGGCGGAAUUAUAAUCAUCCGCACCGUGUCUUCCUGGAUAGUUUUGUUUUAUUACGAUCUAAGCGUAGCCACCCUCCUCUGGUACGUUGACUUUAUGAAUUGUUUUCUAUCUAUUACAGUACAAAUCUUUUUUUUUUAAACACUAAAACCUCUGUAAACUAAUAAUAUUGGAACUAUGGUAUUUUAUUAUUUUAAAGAGUUAUUAGUUUUCCAAAAAAAAAAUAUUUUAUAGAUAUGUACGUUUUUAGUAAAAAUAAAAAAAAUAUUUGAUUUUACGGUAUAUGUACUGAUUAAAGAGAAAUUGUUUGAAAUACACUAAAUUGAAUAUCACUUUUCAAAAAUACAAUCAAUCAAAAAUAAUUUAACAUUUGAGUUUAAAGUUUAGUGAUUAUUGUUUAUGAUAUAGCAUUUAAGGGGUAAGGUUGAGUUUAUAAAAUUUUAUAAAUACUUUUUAAUUAUUUAUAAUGAUUUAAGAGGGUUAAUUUUGUUUUUCAUAAUAAACUAACAGUAUUUAUAAAAUGGUUAUCAUUUAAAGAUAAAUUUAAAAAAUUGUAUUAAAUUUGAGGUAAAGUUAGAAUUUCCCCAUUAAAUUUUAUAGAUACAAAACGUGUGUUAUUAUUAUUUGAUUAUGUGGUGUAUAAAAAAAUUAUUGU